AUGAAUAAGACUCAUGCCAAAGCCAUGCUUGACUUGACAGUGAAGAAGCUACUUGAUCUGAAAAAAAUUAUGCAAGAGCUUUAUAACAAGAAGAUCCAGAGCCUUAUCUAUCAAGUAAUAGCUAAGAGAGUGCUGAAGAAGAACUGGAUUACUGUAGUAAAGAUGCUUGUGUGGCUUUUUGUGCAGGUCCAGUAUCAGAAAACAAGAUGA
Molecule: messenger RNA, 210 nt
Organism: Coccidioides immitis RS
Lineage: Eukaryota; Fungi; Ascomycota; Eurotiomycetes; Onygenales; Onygenaceae
Exons: 2
Coding region: 1-210 (69 amino acids)
Source: RefSeq, a predicted model, not a curated record